Molecule: messenger RNA, 958 nt
Organism: Candoia aspera
Lineage: Eukaryota; Metazoa; Chordata; Lepidosauria; Squamata; Candoiidae
Gene: SPMAP1
Product: sperm microtubule associated protein 1
Exons: 4
Coding region: 471-851 (126 amino acids)
Source: RefSeq, a predicted model, not a curated record
UAUAUUAAGCUAUUCAAAUUAGAACUCUACCCAACACAGAGUACCUAAAAGCCAAAACUAAGUGUCUGAAAAUAUAGUUCCCCUGGCUUUUAUAUUAUUGCCUUGGCUGCCAAAAAUAAGAAAAGAAAUAAAGUUCUGACUGCAAAAAGCUGGCCUGUCACUCUGAUAAUCCAUAGAGUGGUGCAUCCCUUUUUUCAAUUAAAAAAUACAUUCUCAGAUAAUUUAGGUUUCUAAAAUAACUAUAUAGCAUCCAGUCUGAUUCUAGUCUAUUCAGAACAUAUAAAAGACAACUUAUAUUAAAUAUGGGGAAAGUAUAUUCACAGCCCACUUAAAAACACCUUGUAAUGCUUCCAAAUUAUCCUCAGAUGCUGACUCUUCCUAAAUUAUAGAACAGCUACAGAAUAUUCCUCUCUAUGUGCUCCUGCAUACGGCUCCUGGAUUUUUAGAAGAGAGAUGGGAAAUUGUGGGCAAUGAUGGCCUGUUCCUUGGAUAGAGGUUGGGCCCAUAUUGACUCGUGGUGGGACCUCCAGGGAUGGGUGGAUAGUGGACUACUUCCACAUCUAUGGGCCAGGCCAGAGAUAUUUGAACAGGAGAAACUGGGCAGGAGCAGGGAGCCAAAUGCACAGAGCAUGAAAUUAAAAUGUGAAUUGAAGAGUAUGCUGGCAAUAUACUUAAAGUUUUAUGUGGAUCAGGGUCACUCUCCAGAGCACGUGGCUGGUCACCAUCUGUACUUAAUGGAUGCAAAGCCACCAACAGGUUGGAAUGGGCGAUACGGCUAUCGCCGCAACACUCCUGAUCUUCGCACUCAUUCUUCUUGCUUUGGUGAAGUAACAUGGCUCCCCAUCCACUGAAAAAAAUCAAAUUAUAUCAAUCUGUCUCUUCUUCUGACUAAGUGGUCUUGAUAUGUUUUGUUUGUUCCUGAUCUUUCCAAAAUAAUAAAAUACUUUUAAUUUUCUUA